This is a messenger RNA of Haliotis rubra (blacklip abalone), 1373 nucleotides long. RefSeq names its product rRNA N6-adenosine-methyltransferase METTL5-like. Gene Ontology annotation, biological process: rRNA methylation. Gene Ontology annotation, molecular function: nucleic acid binding; rRNA (adenine-N6-)-methyltransferase activity. The record is from RefSeq and is a predicted model, not a curated record. The coding region runs from base 171 to 713 and encodes 180 amino acids. The transcript is spliced from 6 exons. NCBI's taxonomy places the organism in Eukaryota, Metazoa, Mollusca, Gastropoda, Lepetellida, Haliotidae.
CGAAAUGGCGACUACUCAGUUUGAGCUGUAUUGAUGUGGUCAUGUUUUGAGUCGCUGUUAGAAACCCUUCACGACUUUGAGCUGUAAAAUUAAUGUUAUAUCGAACCCUGUUAUACGGUACCCUAUCUACUGUUUUGGUGUGAACACGUGUCAAUGGAUUCACAUCCGCCAUGCCUCGUACCAAGAUGAAACUUAAGGAGUUGGAGAGCCACCUACAGGAUGUUGACGUGUUUGAAAAACCCAAAGUUGUGCUGGAGCAGUAUCCCACCACCCCACAUAUUGCAGGUUGUAUGCUGCAUACCAUCCACACUCGGUAUGAUGACAUUGAGGACAAGCUGAUAGCUGACCUGGGAGUAGGCUGCGGUGUACUCAGCAUUGGGGCCAUCAUGCUCGGGGCAGGUGUUAUACACAAGAAGUUUGACACGGUCAUCAUGAACCCACCAUUUGGGACCAAGCACAAUGCAGGUAUUGAUAUGGAGUUCCUGAGAGCUGGUCUUGACCUGUCCUCCAACGCUGUCUACUCCCUGCACAAGACUUCAACAAGGGAGCACAUCACAAAGAAGGCAAGUGACUGGAACGUAGAUAUGGAGGUGGUAGCCGAGCUCAGAUUCGACCUUGUUAACACGCUCAAGUUUCAUAAGAAGAAGUCUGUUGACAUAGAGGUGGACUUCAUACGAUUCUGUCACAAGACUGGUGCCAUGUGUAAAUCAUGACAGACAGUCAAGCUGUAGAUGUCUCAACACAAUUUUCAUGAAGUUAGGUCAGCUGAUAUCUGUCAAUGAGGUAGGUCAUCACUUGUAUGCAGAUGACACGCAACUAAUGAAGAUGUUUCGUGCCGCUACACUCUCAGUCGAAUCUUCUAAACAUGGAUAUCUGCAUUGAUGACAUAAAGCGAUGGAUGGACUCAAAUAUGCUCAAACUGAAUGACAGCAAGACAGAAGCUUUACUAGUGGGCACUCGUUCCAAUCGUACAAAAGUGAGGGAAACGCAGAUACGUGUGGGGGAAUCUGACAUUCAGUUUUCAGACAAAGUCAAGCACCUCGGAGUCCUAUUUGACCAGGAACUCUCCUGGGAAGCUAAUAUCAGUCAGACGAUCAGGGCCUGUCACUAUCAGCUACGAAGCAUUGGGGCUAUCAGACACCUUCUUCCCACAAAUGCGGCCAAUGCUCUUGUGCACUCUUUGGUGUUAUCACGACUGGAUUAUUGCAACAGUCUCUUGGCCAACGUAUCAAAUGAGCAACUCCAAAGGUUGCAGCAUGUCGAAAAUACAGCAGAGCUCCAGAUAAGAUUUAGCUCAUGUGGGUACUGUACCCACUGUAUUUUUUUGGAGUGGGUAUUAUCAAUGUUGUGUGGGUAUUACCCACUGCUUUCAA